Messenger RNA from Symbiodinium sp. CCMP2592, 822 nucleotides. Lineage: Eukaryota; Dinophyceae; Suessiales; Symbiodiniaceae. The record is from the annotation of a GenBank genome assembly.
AUGGCACCUGUCAACACGUCGGUGGCACAGGCGCUGCAGCUGAACAACCGAGAGUGGCCAAUGCUGACCUCGGAGCCCGAAUGGGAGUUGGUAAGCAGCUCUGCCAAAGAGAUGGCAUUUGACGAGUUCCCUGUAGAUGAGACAGAGACUCCAUCUUGGGCUGCUCGUCUAUGCGCUCAGAAGGACAAGAUGACCAAGCCUCACAAAAAGAUUGCCGCGAAUCAAGCUCUCAGAGACGAUAAAGUGGCCUCCUCGGAAUCCUGCCGGCAGGUGACUGAGGAACGCUUCGAGGAUAAUGAUGAUUGUUGCUACCCAGACGCAAAACAGCUUGCCCGUGAAAGUCAUUGCCGCCAAACCGGCAAGGGAGGACGCCAUACCAUGCGUGCUAAAGGCCAUUGUCCCGUUCGAAAGAAUUCGGAAGUGUCAGUCGUAGCAGCUUGCGGUGCUCAUCCACAGGAUGUUUCCCAACUGGCCAAUAUCUUGCGGCAAGUUCCUGUGCGUGAGGUGGUCAAGCAAGUCGGGGGAGCUUGCCAGGAAGUGAAAACCAGCGAGGGAAGGCAUGCCCUCCUCGGUAGUGCCAAAGUGUACGAUGUCACUGUGCCUGUGACGGGUCCUACAGAUGACAUUGAUGUCACCUACCGUGUCAUUGAGGAGGUUCGUGGUGGAGCAAAUCGAUCAACCCGCAAUCCCAAGUGCAGCGCCAGCCACACCACGGAAUCGUUUCAGUCACGGAGCAAAGUACCAGAGUGCCCGCAGACCAGGAAGCAGCAGACGUGCAAGAAAGACAUCCAGGAGGGCAUGAACAUCAUGGGCUUCGCUUGA